UAACAGUCUGACAACAUUUCUGUGACGUGACAGUGACAACCGUUACAAGAGUAAACAGUACCAGUUUCAAUUGGAUAUGAAGUUUGUUGCUUUGAAGUGAUGUGGUGUAUAAGUUUUCUCGAUUGUUCUAAAGCUAUUGACUUGCUAUAAAAAGGACUUACUGUUUAAAGGGAAUCAGUUUCCAAGAAGCGGAGCAAGCAUUUAAUGGAAUUUUUAAAUUAAAACUAAAAGUGUAGAAUUUAACUCUGCCAGGGAAUAUAAUUGUUUGGACAUAAUGAAUAUACUUGUAUUCUUAACACUGACAAUUAUCGGGGCAUCCCUUGCUGAAGGGGCCUGCCCAAUAAGGGGCUGCACAUGCUCGACGUCAGGGGACAUCAUGUGCGGUGGGGCAAACUUGAGGCGUAUCCCAGCGAUUGCGCCACCAAGACCAAACCAACUUAGACAGACAUAUGGGGAGCUUCAGUUGGGUCGUAAUAACAUUCGUGAAAUCCCAGCAAGAGCAUUUGAAAAUUUAAAAGUGAAGCAUUUAGCUUUGUGGCAUAAUCCAAUAGGGGACAGUAUCGCACCCCAGAGCUUAAUGGGACUCGAUAACACUCUGCUCACCAUCGAUAUGUGGGAUUGUGAUCUGGAAAAUCUGCCAUUGGGACUAUUUAAUCAUUUGAAAAAAUUGCGCAAGAUUGAACUAGGGUCGAAUAAAAUUUCGCAACUCACUGAAGGAUUCUUCGAAGGUGCCAAAGAUCUCUGGUCAAUCAGCCUAAAGAAGAACAAAAUUCAACAAGUCGCUAGAGACUGGUUUCGUGGACUUUCUAAACUGGCUGAAAUUGACUUUCAAAAUAAUGAAAUUGCAGGAAUUGCUAUUGGUGCAUUCGAUGGCCUGACAAAAUUGAGGCGAUUGCACCUCGAUGGUAAUAAAUUGACGACAAUCGUCCCAGGAAUGAUGAGUGGGCUCGGGAACCUCCAGGAGCUCUACCUUCAAAAGAACCCGUUGCAGUCCAUUGCAGAUGACUCCUUCAGUCACGCUUCAAAUCUGAAAAAACUCAACAUGGCUGAAACAGGAAUCGGUCGAUUGAGGGCCAAGAUGUUCAAUGGACUUGGUCAAUUACAGCAUCUUUCUCUCGGACAUAACAACUUGAGCUUUGUUCCUCCAGGAUUAUAUAAAAUGUUGUCAUCGUUAAAACACCUCGAUUUGGACCACAAUAAACUAUCUAACAUUGGAAGUGGAUGCGCCGUGAGACGGUUAGAAUUUUCACCACCAGGAGAGAAUUCCGCACCAGGGUACAAUGAGUUCAUCAUGAAUAUCGCAGCAAACCCAAUAGACUGUACAUGCUAUAUGGAGUGGGUUAACGAGUUUAUUGACUUUGGGGGUGAGAUUACUGGACUGUGUAAAACUCCAAGUAACUUGGCAGGUUCUACAGUUGGUAGCGCUGAUAUGUUUAACGAGUGCCCAACACCAAUGUGUAUGUCAUGAUUUAUGUACAGUGUAUGUAAAAACAGGAAACUUCCUUUGGCUUUAGAUUUAUAACUUGGAAUUAGAUUUUCCUGUAUGGUGAAUCAGAUUUGUACAUCCUUAACAUCACAUUGUGGUUAUGCAUCAUCAUGAUGUGAUUUGUCAUCAUCAUAUGAGUUUUCAUCAUCAUUUUCAUGUUAACCAUCGUCAUUCAACUUUUCAUUCCUUACCUUGUACAGGUUAGUCUUUGAAAAUAUGGAAAAUAGCCUUAGUUGCUCAUGAAAUGAACAUAAAAUUGACCCAUUUUACUGGUUUAUGCCGUGUGGACAAUCUUCAAGCCAUGGACAUGGAUCAGAAGUGUCACCCAUGUAUAGAUGAAAAGUUUAUAAAAUCGAACAUAAUAUCUAAUUUGAAUAUUAGUUGAAAAUUUCAAAGUAUAUGAUGUAUUGUUAUAGUACUCAAAGUCUUCAAUUCUGCAAAAAUUAUGUUAUGUGAGAGACUUUAAGACCAGAAUGGCUAUUAAUUUUUGGGUAGCAAUUUUUGAAUACUAUAAGAGUACAUACAUGUAUAUAAUAUAUUAAUACAGCCUUACCAAAGUUAACUUAACUUGACACAACUGUGAAUUAUUGUGUCCGACAAAAAAAGUUUUGGAAUGUUUUACAUUUUAAUAGUGAAAUGAGUGAAGUUAGUUCAGUAUGGCUUAACAAAUACUCACACACAUUUG
Messenger RNA from Owenia fusiformis, 2171 nucleotides. The record is from the annotation of a GenBank genome assembly. NCBI's taxonomy places the organism in Eukaryota, Metazoa, Annelida, Polychaeta, Sabellida, Oweniidae.